GAAAAGAGAUUGGAGUGAGUCACCAAGACCAACCCCACGCCAUCCCCCGAGUCAGUUAUGGUCACACACACACACACACACACACACACACACACAUUCACUCACACUCAAGACCGAGUGAGACCCUGAGGUUAAUGUUACCAGGUCAGGUCAGUUCCAGUCCCAAUGAUCCAUCCUCGUGUCCCUCAGCCAGCCCGACCAGAAAAUAUCUACCGUGUAGAGCCGAAAUUCUCUUCCUUGGCAAAGCAAUAGAAAAUCCUGCGCUAUUGUCUCUUGCGCGUUCACGACUGGUCUAUCAUUGACGGAGCUUUUAAAAAUGGAAACCCCGGGAGAGACAUCGUGGAUCCUGGUGACACGUUCUAGACCCUCGUCCAGGGUUUCACUUUGAGUUUGGGUCUCAUUUCUUCUCUUCUACUUUUUCUACUGGGCC
Aspergillus welwitschiae is the source of this 430-nucleotide messenger RNA. RefSeq lists its product as uncharacterized. The record is from RefSeq and is a predicted model, not a curated record. The transcript has a single exon. The coding region runs from base 135 to 302 and encodes 55 amino acids. NCBI's taxonomy places the organism in Eukaryota, Fungi, Ascomycota, Eurotiomycetes, Eurotiales, Aspergillaceae.